Messenger RNA from Rubroshorea leprosula, 1839 nucleotides. The record is from the annotation of a GenBank genome assembly. Lineage: Eukaryota; Viridiplantae; Streptophyta; Magnoliopsida; Malvales; Dipterocarpaceae.
CUUGAGAGAGGGAGGGAGAGACUGCAGUGACACAGAGAGGAAGGAUGGAGAAGAAGCUCGUUCUGCCAAUUCUGGGCAUGGUGAUAUCAGAGUGUGCGCUAGUGGGGUUGAUGAUAGUGGGCAAAGCAGCCAUGUCCCGUGGGAUGAGCAACUUCAUCUUUGUGUUUUACUGUAAUGCACUAGCUUCCUUAAUUCUCCUUCCCUCUGCCUUUCUCUUCCACAGGUACCCUUUUUCACUACUAGCCACAAAAGCUUUUCAUGUACUAGCCUUUAUAAAGGUUUCCACUUUCUUGGCAGAUCAGAGCGUCCUCCGCUUACUUUCUCCAUCCUCUGUUGGUUCUUCUUGCUUGGCCUUUUGCGGGGCGGAAAAUUCUAUUUCCAUUAUCUAGCUCAAUUUCUGAAUAUAAAUUAUGAUUUGCUUUGCCCAGGUAUUGGGAUAUGAUGGGAUUUACUAUAGCUCUGCUGCUCUAGGGACAGCCAUGCUUAAUCUAACCCCCGGUGUUACCUUUAUUCUUGCCAUUGUUUUCAGGAUGGAGAAAGCAUAUUUAAGAAGCUCCAGUUUUCAAGCUAAAUUACUGGGAACCACAGUGUCAAUUGCAGGGGCAUUCAUUGUGACCUUCUACAAGGGUCCUGCACUUCUGCUAACAUCCCAACCUUCAGGCUUAUCUUAUAGUCUUCUCUUGCAACAUUCACACUGGGUCAUUGGAGGACUGCUCCUUGCGAUUGAUUGCCUGUUUUGUUCUGCAUGGAUUAUUACACAGGCAUCAAUCCUUAAGAAAUUCCCAGCUGAGUUGAUUGUUGUCUUCUUUUACUGCUUUUUUGUGACCAUUCAAUCUGCAGUGGUAUGUUUAGUUGCUGAAAGAGAUCUUGGUGCUUGGAGUUUUAAACCAGAUAUGAGAUUGAUUGCCAUUCUAUACUCAGCUGUUUUUGGCUCUGCAUUUCAACUUGGCGUCACCACAUGGUGCCUUCAUAGGACAGGGCCUGUUUUUGUGUCUAUGUUCAAACCUUUGGGAAUUGUCAUUUCUGUGGUCAUGGGUGUCAUUUUCUUGGGGGAUUCCUUCUAUCUUGGAAGCUCGAUUGGAGCAAUUGUCAUUGUCCUUGGGUUUUAUUCAUUGAUGUGGGGAAAGGCCAGAGAAGAGAAGAUGGGUGUGGAUGCUGGGGUAAAGAAACUGGAAUCUGGCAGCCAAAAGGUCCCUCUGUUGUCAAAUAAUAUUGGAGAAGCAUAGAAGAUACUUCUAAAAUAAACCAAGCUGAAGGUUCAUCAUACACAACAUAAAGAAUUUAUUCAUUCUACCCGUCCAGGGCAUGUAUCUGCUGCAACCAGUGUGUAUAUAUUGCAUGGAAGGCCAGAGAAGGGUUGGAAAACUAUUUGGUUCAUUUCUCUGAGUCAUAUUCUUGAGAAUUGUAAUGAAGAAUACAUUUGAGGAAUCAAUAUUUUUCAGACAGUCAGAAACUCACAGGGGCCUGCGGGUGGGGACUCAACCAGACCUUGAGCAUCCCAGGGUGGAACUCAUCCAGACCUUGAGCAAUUCAGAUUUUAUUGGAUGUGUCAAAACGAUGAGAUUGAACAACAUGAACAUGAAGAUUGGCUGGGGUCAUUGAGAAGCCUUUUUUUUUUUAAUUUUUAUGUGAACUGUAAAUUUUGUAGGUAUAGGAAUGGUGGAAUAUUUCAAGUCUAAUAUAACUAAAUAUAUCUUCAUGAACAUGUAAAUCCAGAAAUUUAACCUGGCUUAAAAGGAGCAGUAGGUAGAUGGAUAUAUAUAUAUAUAUAUAUAUAUAUAUAUAUGUAUGUAUGUAUAUAUUUUAAGUUCUCUUGAUAAAUAAAGCUCAAGAACUUCA